AUGGCAUGGAGUGUUCGAACACGAAAAUUAGCAGCUUUAAUUAUGGGUUAUAUUUGUAUAUCUGUAUUUUUUUCAUUAACAACUUAUAUUGUUUAUGUAUUUUAUACAACUAUUGCACCAAGUGUCUAUCAAAGAAAAGAAUAUAAUAAACUUAUUUUUCAUCUUAUAUUUGGUAAUUGGUUAGGAAUAAAUAUCUAUUUUAAUUAUAUUAUGGCAUGGUUAACAUCACCUGGUUUAGCUAAAAAUUAUCAAGAAUUAGCAGCUCAAUAUCCUACAUGUAAAAAAUGUGCAAUGAAUAAACCACCUCGAACUCAUCAUUGUAGUUGGUGUGAUUUAUGUGUAUUAAAAUUUGAUCAUCAUUGUCCUUGGCUCAAUAAUUGUGUUGGUUUUUAUAAUCAUCGUUAUUUCAUUCAAUUUUGUUGUUUUAUGGCAACUGGAUGUGUCUAUGCUGGUAUGUUCGGUUAUCGUGAAUAUCAAAUUGGUAUACUAGGAUCACAAGUGUAUCAUUAUACAGAUUCAAUUUUUAAACCAUUUGAUAUUCUUGAAGCAAUGGAAAUAUCUGGUUUUAUUACAUAUUAUAUAUUUAUUGCUGCAUUUACAAUUGCUUUUCUUCUAAUUGGUCUUAUAUUAUGGCAUGGACGUAUGAUAGGUCGUGGUGAAACAUCACUUGAACGUGUACUUAAUAAUCACUAUGCUGAACAAUAUUAUGAUCAAGGUUUUGUUUUUGUUAAUCCAUAUGAUUUUGGUUUUUUAGAAAAUUGGAAACGAUUUUUAAAUGUUAAAACAAUUGGACAAUUUAUUCGACGAAUUCUUUUACCAAGUACACAUAAACCAGAAGGUAAUGGAAUAACGUGGGAUGGUUAUAAUGUGAAUACUAAUUUACAAUUACAUCGACAUGAUUCAAGACAAACAACACGACCGAUUGCUUUUCCUCCUGGUAUUCACCCUAAUUUUCCUGGUGGUUACUCAACUAAUAGAUUUCGAUCAACAAUUGUACCACCAUGGGAACAACAACCGAAACCAAUUAAAAUUUCAAAUGGUUAUCAACCGAAAACACCUUCAACAGAGAAAACUGAAUCAUUCAAAGAUCAAUAA
Molecule: messenger RNA, 1095 nt
Organism: Adineta steineri
Lineage: Eukaryota; Metazoa; Rotifera; Eurotatoria; Adinetida; Adinetidae
Source: the annotation of a GenBank genome assembly